This is a messenger RNA of Arachis stenosperma, 1233 nucleotides long. RefSeq names its product glucan endo-1,3-beta-glucosidase-like. Gene Ontology annotation, molecular function: hydrolase activity, hydrolyzing O-glycosyl compounds. Gene Ontology annotation, biological process: carbohydrate metabolic process. Gene Ontology annotation, cellular component: plasma membrane. Bases 16 to 1233 code for a protein of 405 amino acids. The record is from RefSeq and is a predicted model, not a curated record. The transcript has 3 exons. NCBI's taxonomy places the organism in Eukaryota, Viridiplantae, Streptophyta, Magnoliopsida, Fabales, Fabaceae.
GGUUACAUUGAUACAAUGGCUGAUUCUCUUGCAUUCUUUUUUUCAUUAUUAUUAAUCUUCACUCUUUCAAUCACUUCGGAAGCUGCACCUUCCAUCGGAAUCAACUAUGGCAGGGUGGCUAAUGACCUACCACCGCCUUCCAAGGUCGUGCAGCUUCUCAAGUCACAGGGAAUAACACGUGUCAAGCUCUACGACACCGACGCCACCGUCCUCUCCGCACUUUCUAACACCGGAAUCAAGGUGGUUGUAGCCAUGCCUAACGAGCUUCUCUCCUCCGCUGCCGGAGACCAGUUUUUCGCCGAUAACUGGGUGGAGGCCAACAUCUCAGCCUACUACCCCGCCACACAAAUCGAAGCCAUUGCCGUCGGAAACGAAGUCUUCGUGGACCCUAACAACACCACCAACUACCUCGUUCCCGCCAUGAACAACGUCUACAACUCCCUCAAGAAACUCAACCUCCAUAACGACAUCAAAGUCUCAUCCCCAAUCGCAUUCUCCGCACUCUCCGCCUCAUACCCUACCUCCUCCGGCUCGUUCAAACCAGACCUGGUCGAACCGGUCAUCAAACCAAUGCUCGAUUUUCUCAGAAAAACCGGAUCCUACUUAAUGGUGAACGUGUACCCUUUCUUCGCGUACGCUGCUAACAGCGAUAAAAUCAAUCUCAGUUUCGCGCUCUUCGAGAACAAUCCAGGGGUGGUUGAUUCCGGUAACGGUUUCAAGUAUAACAGUUUGUUCGACGCGCAAAUCGAUGCGGUGAAUGCUGCCACGUCAGCACUCCAAUACGGCGACGUGAACGUUGUCGUUUCGGAAACGGGUUGGCCUUCCAAAGGGGAUUCCAAUGAGAUUGGAGCCAGUGAGGCCAAUGCGGCGUCGUACAACGGAAAUCUCGUUAGGCGUGUUUUGAAUGGGAGUGGGACCCCCUUAAGACCCAAUGACCCACUUACCGUUUUUCUAUUCGCGCUUUUUAACGAGAACCAGAAGCCCGGGCCCACUUCCGAGAGGAAUUACGGGCUUUUUUAUCCAACCGAGCAGAAGGUUUAUGAUAUUCCUCUUCCCGUGGCGGAGGUGGAGGCGGCGACGUCGAACAUGGAAAUGUCACGUGGCUCUGGCACGUGCGAUUUUGGCGGUGCUGCUUAUGUUGUUACCCAACCUCCUAGAUUUGGGAAGUGUGAAUUCCCCCACUGGAUACUGAACACAAAGAAUGGAGUUGGAUUAUUAGGUUCAGAUUAUUAG